Molecule: messenger RNA, 1728 nt
Organism: Phragmites australis (common reed)
Lineage: Eukaryota; Viridiplantae; Streptophyta; Magnoliopsida; Poales; Poaceae
Exons: 1
Coding region: 1-1728 (575 amino acids)
Molecular function (GO): zinc ion binding; nucleic acid binding
Source: RefSeq, a predicted model, not a curated record
AUGGCACAAUUCAACGAGUUGAAGCAAAGCAUGGAAGAGCUAACGAACAAUUUUCAAGCACUUAUGGCCCGUUUGCAGGAUCCACCUCGUGAUAACGCAAAUGGAAGUCAUCAUGAAGAUGAAGUUGAUGAAACGGAAGAAGAAGCUGCUGCUCGACGUGCAAGAGAACAGCGAAGACGUAGAGAGCGAGCUGCUGCAAAUGCAAGAAGACCUCCACUUCCAGGACGUGGAAAUGGUGGUAGAGGUGUUGGUCGUGACCAUGAGAGAGGUCUUGGACUAGAGGAAAGUGGGAGUGAAGAGGAAGAAGACAAUGAGGUUGAUCAGCCCCAUCAUGAUGACCGUCGACGUCACCGCGGGAAUCGUGGGCGUAAUCAGCCCAACGAGGAGAGGUUUGGCAAGUUAAAAUUCACCAUGCCCAAGUUUGAUGGAGGGUCUGAUCCUGAAGCAUAUCUUACAUGGGAGUUGAAGGUGGAUAAAAUUUUUCGCUUGCACAACUAUUCUGAGCAGAAGAAGAUGGCCAUGGCUGCUCUUGAGUUCGAUGGCUAUGCUCUAAUCUGGUGGGAGCAAAUGCUAAAUGAUAGAGAAGAAGCUGGCCAAGGUGAUGUCCGUUCAUGGGCUGAAAUGAAGAGAGAAAUGAGGGCAAGAUUUGUCCCCAAACAUUAUCGUCGUGAUCUUUUUGACAAGCUACAGAAUCUGAAGCAAGGAAGCCUUAGUGUUGAUGAGUAUUAUAAAGAAAUGGAGAAGGCAAUGAUUAGAGCCAAUGUAUAUGAAGAUGAAGAGCAAUCAAUUGCACGUUUUAUGUCAGGGCUGCAUCGUAAUAUUCAGCGUAUUGUUGAAUUUCAGCAGUACCGCAAUCUUAUUGAGUUGGUCCAUCAAGCAAGCAAAGCUGAACAACAGUUGCAGCAGGACAUGAAGUCCAAUAGAGGAGUAUCUUUCAGCUCGAGAAGUGCCCCAAGUGGAAGCAAAUUCACACCACGAGGUAGUGCAAGUAGAGGUUCAAUUUCCAACUCAAGUGGUGGUGCACGCUCAAGCAAUUUUGGUGCUUCUAGUGGUAAAGAGUUGGCUGCUCCAAAUGAGAGGAACAAAUCAGCAAACUCAUCAUCUACUUCAGUGGGUUCUUCCACCAAGAGUAGUGGGAUUCAAUGCUUCAAGUGUGGUGGUCGUGGUCAUGUUAUAAAGGAGUGUCCAAAUAAUCGGACCAUUAUUGUAAAUGACCAAGGAGAGUAUGAAUCUGCUAGUGAUGAAGAACAUGAAGAGAUUGAAGAGGAAGGUAAUCUGGAGCAGGACAUCUGUGAAUUUGAAACUGGAGCUGCUCUUGUUGUAACUCAAAUUUUGAGUGUGCAAAUGAGUGAAGCUGAAAAUGGACAGCGGCACAAUCUUUUCCAAACCAGAGCCAAGGUUGAAGACAAGGUGUGUAAAAUAAUCAUUGAUGGUGGAAGCUGCCACAAUCUUGCUAGCAAGGAAAUGGUUGAAAAGCUUGGUUUAAAGCUGCUGAAACAUCCUCAUCCUUAUCAUGUGCAAUGGCUAAAUAAUUCAGGUUCAAUUAAGAUUGCACAUAGAGUGAAAAUUUCUUUCAAGAUUGGUGAAUAUAUUGACACCGUGGAGUGUGAUGUGGCACCCAUGACAGUGUGUCAUAUGCUGCUAGGAAGACCAUGGCAAUAUGAUCGGUCCUCUCUACAUUGUGGUCAGACCAAUCAAUACACCAUCAAGUGGAAGGGCAAGGAGUAG